GUGAGAUUGAACAAGAUAGAGAGAAUAAAUCUCAGCAAUGCAUCUAAUAAUAGAUUAUUCAACUUUAGUAACUUAAAAAGCGACGCUCUUAGUGAACUCGACAAAGAAGACUUUGUUAUAUAUCCAAAUUAUCUGAAUAUAGAAGAACAGAAAGUACUAUUAAAGCAACUACUUAAAAAAUUAGAUAGAGUCUGUGGUAAACCAAGAAGAAACACUAAUUUACAACGUCAACACGAGGAACAAUACGAAGAGGGUAACCUUCAGCGUGCAUUCUGUCAUAAAGAUAUGUACAGGUGGCAAACUAGUCACUUUGACAAUGUUAUAACUGGAUACAGAGAGGCAAAUGUGCGCUCUAUGACGGUACCAAAUGUCGUAUCAGAGGAGGGUAUUUUGGGUAUAUUGAAGCGACUAUAUGGAUGCUUAUAUGACAACUCUACCGAAUUGACAAAGCUUCAAGCGAAUGAUAUGAAAGAUGAAAGAUUAGAGGAUGACGACUUAAGUGUACCAAAAUGGAUACAAUCACAUAUACUACACUUAUCACCAGAUGGUACUAUACAAGCACAUGUAGAUAACCAGGAAGCAAUGGGUUCUACAAUAAUGGGUCUCAGUCUUGGUGAAGAGCGUUUAGUCGAGUUUAAUAACGAGAGCAAAGGUAGUUUCUUGGUUAGAUUACCAAGCGGAAGCGUUUAUAUACAAAAAAGUAAGCUGAGAUAUGAAUACAAGCAUUCAAUUCUACAAGGUAAUUGUAGAGAUCAGAGGUUAUCGCUAAUGUUGAGAGAUCAACCAAGCCCUAAAUAGAACGUAAAAUAUUAUAUAAAUUAGAUAUUUUUCAUAAUGUCAUCGUUUUCGAAGACUAUCGACAAUUGAAAUGGACGAAGAUAUUGGAUGGAAAUAUAUACUCAAAUAUUGUAUCAUUGGAGAUUCAGGUGUUGGUAAAUCAUGUAUUUUAGUUAGAUUUACCGAUAAUAACUUCUAUAAUACUACGACUGCAACUUUGGGUGUAGAAUUUGGCAGUAGGAUAAUCACAUUAAACAAUAAGGAGAAAGUAAAAGUACAAUGCUGGGAUACAGCGGGCUCAGAGAGGUUUAAAUCGAUUACACGCUCUUAUUUUCGUGGGGCAGCUGGAUGUUUAUUAGUCUACAGUCUAUCGUCACGGGAUAGUUUUAAUAAUCUCGAAAGCUGGUUGAAUGAUAUCAGAAAAUACGCAGACGAUAAUUUAACAGUUUUAUUAGUCGCUAAUAAAGCUGAUAUUCCCUAUUCGGAUAGAGAAGUUAGCAUAGAAGAAGGCGAAAACUGGGCACGAGAGCGGGAAUUAGAUUUUAUAAAAGUUAGCGCUAAAACUGGUGAUAGAGUAGACGAAGCAUUCGAUAGAAGCGCUAGGAUUAUCUUAGAAAAGCUUAAUAAGGGGGCAUUUCAACCGAAAGCCAAUAAGACGUCCGAGGCUGUACUCAAAAUAGAGAAUAGCAAGAAUAUAUCAAGCUGUUGUUAAUCGACAUUUAAUUAGAUUUAGUUUACUUUGACUCCUCAUUGAUAGCUUUGAAUCCUACUGGGACACCGUUUUCGUAGGUUGUGUACUUGAGAGCGCUGUCACCACGACGUGCGGCAACUGCUCUCUCCUUUUCGUUGAGUGAGUUACGGAGUGCACGUCCAGCGACGGUAACGAAUCUGUUGUAUGAACUGCAGUGUAUUGUGAGUAGAGAUCUCCAAGCAGCAGCUGAC
Wallemia mellicola CBS 633.66 is the source of this 1719-nucleotide messenger RNA. RefSeq names its product putative intermediate compartment protein. Bases 869 to 1489 code for a protein of 206 amino acids. The transcript has 4 exons. Gene Ontology annotation, biological process: regulation of endocytosis. NCBI's taxonomy places the organism in Eukaryota, Fungi, Basidiomycota, Wallemiomycetes, Wallemiales, Wallemiaceae. Gene Ontology annotation, molecular function: GTPase activity; GTP binding. The record is from RefSeq and is a predicted model, not a curated record. Gene Ontology annotation, cellular component: endosome.